Mya arenaria is the source of this 894-nucleotide messenger RNA. RefSeq names its product PR domain zinc finger protein 12-like. Gene Ontology annotation, biological process: neurogenesis. The transcript is spliced from 6 exons. Lineage: Eukaryota; Metazoa; Mollusca; Bivalvia; Myida; Myidae. Gene Ontology annotation, molecular function: protein binding. The record is from RefSeq and is a predicted model, not a curated record. Bases 1 to 894 code for a protein of 297 amino acids. Gene Ontology annotation, cellular component: nucleus.
AUGGUGCAUGAAAUAAAAGCGGAAGUACUGGAUAUGUUUCUCCACGGGAAAAUUGAGAGGGAAUUCGAUUUUAUGUACAACAAACAAAAUAACACAGGCGAAGUUAUUCCAACACCACCGGAGGUGGCAAUCCUUCCUAGCACGGUUCCCGGCGCCGAUGUAGGCGUCUACAGCACGGGGAUCAUCAAGAGGGGGACAGAGAUGGGGCCGUUUCCGGGUGUCUACGUGUCUCCUUGGGGCGGGGGCGGACGGGAGACGUAUACGGAAGCAUGGGAGAUAUUAAACAGUGACGGCAGCGUCCUGGCAUACCUUACAGCAGUUGGUUGCCCUGCCAACUGGCUGACGCACAUGCAGUGUGCACGUGGUGAGCACGAGCAGAACGUGGAGGCGGUACAGGUCGGCGUUAGCAUCUUCUACCGGGCCACCAAGGAUAUACCCCGAGGGAAAGAGCUGCUGGUUUGGUACGGACGGACGUACAAACUGUACAUGGGACUUCCUGUCACACGGAAUCCAGACCAGAUGGCGGCAGAUGAACAUCCGAGUCAUCGAGACACUGUCCAACCAACCACACAGGAAGUCAAUCAAAUACUCGACACAGACCGGAAGUCGUGCGCCAGGUGGCUCUGUGUCGUGUGCAAACGAGGCUUCAACUCCCGUAGCAAUCUGCGCUCGCACAUGCGCAUUCACACGCACGAGCGGCCGUUCACGUGCAAGUACUGCGCGCGCAAGUUCAGUCAGUCUUCAACGCUCAGAAAUCACAUUAGACUACAUACAGGUGAGAAGCCAUACACGUGCGUCACGUGCCGAAGUUCAUACUCCCAGCUGGCCGGUCUGCGCGCGCACCAGCGUAGCUCCGCCCACAGACCAGGGAAAAACAAACACAUCGUCGUUUAA